This is a messenger RNA of Urocitellus parryii (Arctic ground squirrel), 384 nucleotides long. RefSeq names its product barrier-to-autointegration factor. The record is from RefSeq and is a predicted model, not a curated record. Gene Ontology annotation, cellular component: condensed chromosome; nucleus. NCBI's taxonomy places the organism in Eukaryota, Metazoa, Chordata, Mammalia, Rodentia, Sciuridae. Gene Ontology annotation, biological process: chromosome organization. Gene Ontology annotation, molecular function: DNA binding.
UUACUGGAGCCGGAGCUGCCUAUUAAGCUCGAUCAAGAUGACAACCUCCCAAAAGCAUCGAGACUUCGUGGCAGAGCCUAUGGGGGAAAAGCCAGUGGGGAGCCUGGCUGGGAUUGGUGAAGUCCUGGGCAAGAAGCUUGAGGAAAGGGGCUUUGACAAGGCAUAUGUCGUCCUCGGUCAGUUUCUGGUGCUAAAGAAAGAUGAAGACCUCUUCCGAGAAUGGCUGAAGGACACAUGUGGUGCCAAUGCCAAGCAGUCCCGGGACUGCUUUGGGUGUCUUCGAGAAUGGUGUGACGCCUUCUUGUGAUGUUCUCUGGGGAGCCCUCAAUCCCUAGCCCCAUUAUCAAGUCUCCAGAGUUUGCAGCUGAGUGGGGGCUCCUUGUC